CACUGAUUAUCUUGAAUAUCCGUGUCUUGUACUAUAAAUACGGAAGCACAUGGAACAUUGUAUACAAACAGAAAAAAGUGGCAAUAUUCAGCAUUUAACAAAAGAUAUCAUUAUGUUGCUGCAAAUAACAGUUCUGGUAGCAAUAAUUGCAUCUGUGUUCGGACACGGAAGACUUGUUUCUCCUCCCGGUAGAUCUACGAUGUGGCGUUAUGGAUACAAAACACCUAAAAAUUACAACGACAACCAAUUAUAUUGUGGUGGCUUCAAUACACAAUGGGCAGUGAAUGGUGGAAAAUGUGGAGUAUGUGGAGACCCUUGGAAUGAAGCGCAUGAUAACGAGGCUGGAGGGAAAUAUGCAAACGGUAUUGUUACUGGACACUAUAAAUCAGGACAGACAAUUGAGGUCAAAGUCCAAGUCACUGCUACUCAUCUUGGAUACUUUGAGUUCCGUCUUUGUCCAGUAAAUAAUCCACGUCAACCAGCUACACAAGCAUGUCUAGAUAGAUAUGUACUGCAACAACCUAGUGGUCAGACUAAGUUUUACGAACCAGGUGCAAUUGGUACAUAUACAGUUCAUUUGGUACUCCCUCAAGGGUUGUCAUGCAAGCAGUGCGUUUUACAAUGGAAAUGGAAUACGGGGAAUUCAUAUAAUUGUGAUAACAACCAUAAAUGUUGUAUUGGCUGCGGACCACAAGAACAGUUUUAUGGCUGUGCAGAUAUAGCUAUUGCAUCGUCAGGAACCAGUCAGUCUUCUGGUACUGGUACCGGUGUUCAACAAGGACGCCCAUUUAGCUUCCUACCAAUUUUAGGACAUGCUAUUGGUACAUGCAAAGCAACUCCACUGUUUAAAAGACGUAAUCCGUAUGCCGACCAAUACUGUGUUUCUCUAUGCAACCAGAAUAAAUGUCCACCAAGUACAUACUGCACGGAUGCUUGUAGAAAACAUUAA
This is a messenger RNA of Mytilus trossulus (common blue mussel), 949 nucleotides long. RefSeq lists its product as uncharacterized. The transcript has 4 exons. NCBI's taxonomy places the organism in Eukaryota, Metazoa, Mollusca, Bivalvia, Mytilida, Mytilidae. The coding region runs from base 50 to 949 and encodes 299 amino acids. The record is from RefSeq and is a predicted model, not a curated record.